CUUUCUACAAAUUUCAUUUCCUACUAUACUAAGCUCUCUUUCUCACACACACAUAUACAUACAUAUAUAGGUUAAUGGCAAGAACAUCAUCAGAGCCACUGAUAGUAGGGAGGGUGAUAGAAGAUGUUCUUGACUAUUUUAGGGCAAGUGUAAGUAUAAACGUGAGUUAUGGCAAUAGACAAGUUUGCAAUGGAUGUGAGUUUUACCCUUCAGCCGUUGCUGCCACCCCUAGAGUUGAGAUUCAUGGAGGUGACAUGACGACUUUCUACACUUUGGUUAUGACUGAUCCUGAUGUUCCUGGGCCUAGUGAUCCAUAUCUCAGGGAGCAUCUCCACUGGAUAGUGACCGACAUUCCUGGCACAACAGAUGCUACAUUCGGAGAAGAAGUGGUGAGGUACGAGAGACCAAGGCCAAACAUAGGGAUUCAUAGGUUUGUGUUUGUUGUCUUCCAACAGAAAGUGAGGCAGUCCCUUGACACCCUGCCUACGUGUCGUAGCAACUUCAACACUCGCCGUUUCGCAGCGGAGAAUGACCUCGGCCUCCCUGUCGCCGCUGUCUUCUUCAAUGCACAGCGCGAAACCGCCGCCAGACGCCGCUAACGCUAAUCAUCCAGAUUAAUAAGUAUGACCUACCAAACGUGUGCAAAUCAAACUUGGGGGAUUGAUUGUGUUUUCGAAAUCUUAUGAAUAAAAAUUAUGGAAUGUGGCUUUGAUAUGUAUGAACUACGGACUGAUUACAACAAGUUUUUGUUA
Molecule: messenger RNA, 752 nt
Organism: Salvia splendens (bonfire salvia)
Lineage: Eukaryota; Viridiplantae; Streptophyta; Magnoliopsida; Lamiales; Lamiaceae
Product: protein CENTRORADIALIS
Exons: 4
Coding region: 75-599 (174 amino acids)
Biological process (GO): negative regulation of flower development; vegetative to reproductive phase transition of meristem
Cellular component (GO): cytoplasm; nucleus
Source: RefSeq, a predicted model, not a curated record